GUGUGUGUGUGUGUGUGUGUUUACACAGACGGGAAUACUGCUCCAGAGGAAGUGCGCUCGUUCUCCGUCUGCGCGUCCCGACUUCCUGCUCUGAGGCAGGAGAGAGAAAAGCUGCGGAUCCGCUUUCAGACAGCGGGGCAGCAGCAGCAGCAACAGCAGCAGCAGCAUGGAGCCCCGACACAACACACACGCUCCGCUUUAAGAACCUAACCUCCCACGACACGCGCGGACAGACGCACAAGAGAGAGGAACCGAAGCCGUCCACAGCUGUGUGGGACCCCAGUGUCUGUGCCGUCAUGGAGAGCUCCAUCACGCUCUGGCAGUUCCUGCUCCAGCUGCUGCUCGACCAGAGCCACAAACAUCUCAUCUGCUGGACAUCCAACGAUGGCCAGUUCAAACUGCUGAAGUCGGAGGAGGUGGCCAAGCUGUGGGGUCUGCGCAAGAACAAGACCAACAUGAACUACGACAAGCUGAGCAGAGCGCUGCGUUACUACUAUGAUAAAAACAUCAUCAAGAAGGUGAUUGGCCAAAAGUUUGUCUACAAGUUCGUGUCGUUCCCCGACAUCCUGAAGAUGGACCCUGCAAUGGUGGAGUCGGGUCGCGGCGGCGAGGAGUUUGGGGGGGGCACGUCAGAACCUGAAGCUGAAGAGGAGGAUCAGGGCGACAGAAACCAGUAUCUCCACUCCAACUUAUACGCCUCGUUCCCAUUCAGCUCUCCGCAACACGCCCUAGAGUCGCACAGGCCAAUCAAAAAGGAACCCAGAUGCGAGGAAAGCUCCUCCGUCAUCCGAUUCGUGACCAACAGUGGUCACUCGUCCCUUCCUCCUACCCCACCCCCGUCCACCACCGACAGCCCAAAUUCCUCUGUGCUGUCUCCUUGGCUGGCUGGCUCUUCCUCCCCAUCUCAAAGCCCCGCCCACAUACGGGUGAGAGGGCAGAACCUUAGCAUAGAUACUGAGGAUGCUGAAUGUAACCCUCAACCUUUAAACUUGUCAUCUGGCCAGAGGGAAAGGGAGAAGUUACAGUGCAUGCCAACCCCAGAGAGGAGGGGGUUGGCCAACAGUAACCCUUUGAAAGGCAGAAAACCCAAAGGCCUGGAAAUCUCUGCCCCCCCUCUUCUCCUGACAGGAAGUGACCUCGUCUCCAUUGCCCUCAACAGCCCGGCGCUGCCCUCUGGGUCUCUUACCCCUGCCUUUCUGACUGCACAGACUCCAUCUGGCCUGUUGCUAUCUCCCAAUCCUUUGCUGUCCAAUAUCCAUUUCUGGUCCGGUCUGAGUCCGGUGGGACCUCUGAGCCCAGCCCAACUGCAGAGCCAUGCCCAACUCUUCCAGUUCCCCACACUGCUGAAUGGACCCCUUCCUAUUCCUCCCUCCAACGCGGAGGCUCCCUCUCCUCUGCUGCGCUCCUCCAGCUCCCACAAGUCCUGAUGCCAGCAGGAGCUCAGUUAGCAAACGUGUCCUAGAGGCGCUGCGGAAGGCCAGAUCGUCAUCAACAAAAGGACCAGACAAUCCCUGAACUUGGAUGGAGCUUAACCUGACAGAGUACUUGUAUCUGGAACUUACCUUUAUCCUAGAAGAAACUGGGGCUUCACUCUGAGGAUUUGCUCUCCAGGAAGAGCACAGACUACUUUUUUUUUUUUUUUUUUUUUAGUAUGUUUACUUCAGGGCCACCAUCAUACUUGUGGUAAAUCAUCUGACGUGGGGUCAGACUGUGCCGCAGCUCUCAUCUCAUUCGAUUGCCAGUCACAACCAGAUGUGGUAAAUUUCUAAAUGAAAGGAAAAAUGUCCUUUUUCUUUAGCCAUUAUUCUCUUUAGCGGUCUUGAGUAAUCCCAGCAUCAGUUCUUCUGCCUCAGGACAAGACUUGACGAAUUUCAUGAAGAUUUAUGAACUAAAAACAGGAAGCGUUACAGUUUAGAAGUUAAACUGUGGAAACUUUCCUUCACCCUUUUAGACUGGAUGCAGCCCGAGUGGCUUUGCCCACAUCUAGAUGACAUAUUAGGGUGAUAACCGGCACAUUCACCAUGCGUUUGUUGCCUUACAAGAUUAUUAGCACUACCAAGAAUACGGUUUGAGGUGCUCGUUGAUAGAAUUGCCUUUGAGCAAGCUCAUAUUUUUGUCAAUCUUAAAAAUAAGCUAAUUAUCUUCCUGUACCUUACCUUUAGUAAUGUUUUUGAACAAAAAAUUAGAUGUUUAAAAAAACAUUUAUGAUGCAAGAUAACCAGAAAAAAAACACCACAUCAUGCAGUUCCUGUCACUUUUAGCCAAUCAGAAUCCAGGAAAGGGAAACUGCUUGUUUAAAAAAAAUCCUAAAGGCUCAAGAUUAUCAUUCAUCGAACGCUGGGGCAAAAUUAACAAACUGGGACCUUAAACGACUCCUAGCAAAGCAUCUGCUAGCCGGAGUUAAAAUACAGUGCAUAUUUUCUUUAUGCACAGUUUUCUAUACUUUUUAUCAUUACUUUGCACUGUACUGUACUGUACUUUUAAGCCCUCUCCUUGCUGUACCUUUUACUAUGUGAGAUUUCCAUAGAGCUUUAUAUAUUCUUGGUCUAAACUGCAAAAAAUGGCUUUUUUUGUAACUGUUAAAUUGUUCCUGGUUAUUUGUUAGGAAAACAAUUCUCGAUCGUCAGUGUUCAUUUGUUUCUCAUGUUGAUGUUUUUAAAUAAAUUACCCUUCUUUUUUU
Fundulus heteroclitus (mummichog) is the source of this 2680-nucleotide messenger RNA. It is a transcript of the gene elk3, whose product is annotated as ETS transcription factor ELK3. The record is from RefSeq and is a predicted model, not a curated record. The coding region runs from base 297 to 1427 and encodes 376 amino acids. Gene Ontology annotation, biological process: cell differentiation; regulation of transcription by RNA polymerase II. Lineage: Eukaryota; Metazoa; Chordata; Actinopteri; Cyprinodontiformes; Fundulidae. The transcript has 5 exons. Gene Ontology annotation, molecular function: DNA-binding transcription factor activity, RNA polymerase II-specific; sequence-specific DNA binding. Gene Ontology annotation, cellular component: nucleus.